GCCGCUCCCUCUCCCGCCGCCCGGAGCGGAGUCGCGUUGACUGACCAGAGUCCGCGAGUCCCGCUCCGCUCCCGCCGCCUCAGCUUUUUCAAUUUUUACAACAUAGGAAUAUCUUUAACUCGGAAUGUCUCUACAUCAGUUUUUACUAGAGCCAAUCACCUGCCAUGCAUGGAACAGAGACCGUACUCAGAUUGCCAUUAGCCCUAAUAAUCAUGAAGUCCACAUCUACAAGAAGAGCGGGAACCAGUGGGUAAAGGCUCAUGAGCUAAAGGAACACAAUGGACACAUUACAGGUAUUGACUGGGCUCCCAAAAGCGAUCGCAUUGUAACUUGCGGUGCAGACCGUAAUGCCUAUGUCUGGAGUCAGAAAGAUGGCGUGUGGAAACCAACCCUUGUGAUCCUGAGAAUUAAUCGUGCAGCCACCUUUGUGAAAUGGUCUCCCUUGGAGAAUAAAUUUGCUGUGGGAAGUGGAGCUCGGCUUAUAUCUGUGUGCUACUUUGAAUCUGAAAAUGACUGGUGGGUGAGCAAACACAUUAAAAAGCCCAUUCGUUCCACUGUCCUUAGCCUGGACUGGCAUCCCAACAAUGUUUUGCUGGCUGCUGGAUCCUGUGACUUCAAGUGCAGGGUGUUUUCUGCUUACAUUAAGGAGGUGGAUGAAAAACCAGCCAGUACACCAUGGGGCUCCAAAAUGCCUUUUGGGCAGCUGAUGUCAGAAUUUGGGGGUGCUGGAAGUGGCGGAUGGGUGCAUAGCGUCAGUUUUUCUGCCAGCGGUAACCGCCUAGCCUGGGUCAGUCACGAUAGUACUGUGUCAGUUGCUGAUGCCUCAAAAAAUAUGAUGGUUUCGCAGCUGAAAACAGAGUUCCUCCCACUCCUGAGCGUGUCAUUUGUCUCUGAGAACAGUGUGGUGGCAGCUGGCCAUGACUGCUGCCCGAUGCUCUUUAACUGUGAUGACCGUGGCUUGUUGACCUUCGUUUCCAAAUUAGACAUUCCAAAACAGAGCAUCCAGCGCAAUAUUUCCGCUAUGGAACGCUUCCGAAACAUGGAUAAAAGAGCCACUACAGAAGAUCGUAACACUACCCUGGAGACACUGCACCAAAACAGUAUAACCCAAGUGUCUAUUUAUGAGAUAGACAAACGAGAUUGUCGUAAAUUCUGCACCACUGGCAUUGAUGGAGCAAUGACCAUCUGGGAUUUCAAGACCUUAGAGUCCUCUAUUCAAGGUCUACGAAUCAUGUAAAGAUGGAUUUCCGUGAUCUAGCAGGACAAACUGCUUGACAAUGCAGCUCCCACAUCUGCACAAACCCGAAAAGGGAGGAGAAAGUUGGAAUAUUUGGAAACACUGAGAAAAUACAGCUUGGCAGAUUUUCUUUUGAAUCUAAAUUUGGUGAAUUGUGUUGGUUUCAAAAUCAGCUGUGAUUGUUCUUUUUUUUUUUUUUUGGUUGGUUGUUUCAUUCCAUUCUUUACCAAAGCUGCUCCUUAAGUAGUUUAUUGCAGGAAGUUAUGAAUCACUAACUUAAAAGGGGAAUUUUAUGUAAAUUGUCUGCUAGAAAUAA
This is a messenger RNA of Gavia stellata (red-throated loon), 1553 nucleotides long. It is a transcript of the gene ARPC1A, whose product is annotated as actin related protein 2/3 complex subunit 1A. The transcript has 10 exons. Bases 125 to 1237 code for a protein of 370 amino acids. The record is from RefSeq and is a predicted model, not a curated record. Gene Ontology annotation, molecular function: actin filament binding. Gene Ontology annotation, cellular component: Arp2/3 protein complex; actin cytoskeleton. Lineage: Eukaryota; Metazoa; Chordata; Aves; Gaviiformes; Gaviidae. Gene Ontology annotation, biological process: Arp2/3 complex-mediated actin nucleation.